Messenger RNA from Moneuplotes crassus, 813 nucleotides. NCBI's taxonomy places the organism in Eukaryota, Ciliophora, Spirotrichea, Euplotida, Euplotidae. The record is from the annotation of a GenBank genome assembly.
UGGAAGAUACACCCCAGUUGGAAAAGAUUAGCAAAGACAAAAUAUUAGAGUGAGAGAAGUUGACUUCAAUCCAAAGUAAAGAACUAGACAAAAUGCUGAGAAAUGCUUAUUACUCAAAUUGUUUUUCUAGUGAAUUGGAAGCUGAGGAUUCCGAAGAAGAACAAAGAAUAGGAGACAAUCAUUUAAAUCAAUUACUUAAUUUCUAGAUGGGAAAGAAAUCAAUAUUUUGAGAAGAAGACUAACUUUAUGAGACCUUAUAAAGUUAACGAAUUAAUUUUAUUUCAACCCACAGAGGUGAAUAAACAUACUCGGAAUUUUAUCAAUUCGUCAUUUCCUCAAAGAGUCACUGGAUUAAGUAUUGAAUGUAGCAAAGAUCCCUAUUUGGAUAUUUUACCUAUUUCGAAUUUAAUUUUUGAGGUCAGUUCAAAAGUUUUGGAGAAGAUAAACAUCCACGGGUUUAGAAUCAGUGCUUACCAGUUCAAGAGAAUCAUGCCUUGAUGUAAACAUCUCAAGAAAAUAAGUUUCUGGAGAUGCGAUAUCUCAAUCCCUUCAGUCUUCAACUUUUCUCAAGCAUUGAAAAAUACAAAGAUAGAGAUGCUGGAUUUUAGUGGAUCAGGCUAUGCCAACUUUUCUAACUGGGAUGAAGGUUUAGAAGAGUUCGAAAAUCUCAUCCAAGGACUAGCUACUUCUCCAGAGUUGAAGAUAAGUCUUCGGGAAUUUAUAGCUAGAAUUUAUGAGAUUAAAGAAGAAAAAAUCAGAGAGAUUCUAGAAGAGAAUGGGUUCAAUAAUGUUAAAAAUUGUGCAUAAAACUGA